Molecule: messenger RNA, 2155 nt
Organism: Chara braunii
Lineage: Eukaryota; Viridiplantae; Streptophyta; Charophyceae; Charales; Characeae
Source: the annotation of a GenBank genome assembly
CGACAUCGACGCACCAUUGCUAUACGUACGCAUUCAGAUCGGAGAGGCGACCUGCAGUGCCUUGAUCGAUUGCGGAGCAUCUCGCAACUACAUCAGCUAGGACUUCAUGGUACGCGCCGGCCUUGGCCCACGUGUCUGGAGGAAGUCCCAGCCUACGCAAGUCACUCAGGCAGACGGUCAUACGCACAAGUCCAUCGACCGGUGCAUUAACGCCGUCCCAGUGUACUUUGCCCGUCACGCAAGUGAGGCGGUGUCCUUUGACAUUCUGGACACCAAAUUCGACAUGAUCUUGGGCAUGUCAUGGCUGCGAAGCGAGGAUCACCCAGGGAACUUCUUCAACCGCACCGUUCACAUUCGUGAUCGGAACGGAGUAUUAGUUUCAUGCACGGUGCCUCUUCCUCAUCCUUCGAUCAGCUGCCACGUGGUAUCCGCCGCAAGCAUGCGAGCUUCCAUCAUCAGAGACGACAUCGAGGAGAUGGGGGUGUAUUUUCUCCAUGCCCUCCCGCCACAUGACGCUUCAUCGACGGACUCACCUUCGGAUCCACGCAUCACCGAACUUCUCGACACCUACAGCGACGUGUUCGAAGGCCCGCACAGAGUAGUACCGGAUCGACCCAUCCGCCACGAGAUCAUCCUCGAGGACGGGGCCGUACCUCCGCGCGUUUGCAUAUACCGAAUGAGCGAGGAAGAGUUAAGUGUGCUCCACGCACAACUCGACGACCUUCUAGAGAAAGGCUGGAUUCGGCCUAGCUCAUCGCCAUACGGUGCUCUUGUUCUCUUUGUCCGGAAUAAGAACAAGGACAUGCGGUCGUGUAUCGAUUAUCGCAAGCUCAACGCGCAGACGAUCAGGAACGCCGGCCCUCUCCCACGCAUCGAUGAUCUUCUCGAGCGAUUGGGCGGCGCCCAGUUUUUCUCGAAGCUGGAUCUCAAGUCAGGGUAUCACCAACUCGAGAUUCGCAAGGAGGACCGUUACAAGACCGCAUUCAAGACACGGUAUGGGCAUUUCGAAUGGCUGGUUAUGCCAUUUGGCCUUACGAAUGCCCCGGCCACUUUCCAAGCGGCUAUGACAACGGAGUUCCGAUACAUGCUGGAUCGAUACGUACUUAUCUAUCUCGAUGACAUCCUGGUGUACAGUCGGAGUUUGGAGGAGCAUGUGGAACACCUGCGCACCGUUUUGGAGCGGCUACGACAGGCCAAGUACAAAGCCAACCGCGACAAGUGGGAAUUCGCGCGGAUUGCUGCACCUAUGACGAGGUUACGGUUGCCAAAGGUGCCAUUCGUAUUCGAUGAUGACGCACGCCGGUCAUUCCAAGCACUUAAGACGGUCAUGCUCAUGGCACCCAUCCUUAGCAUCUAUGACCCCACCUUGCCGACGAGAGUGACUACGGACGCUUCCGGCUAUGGCAUUGGGGCAGUCUUGGAACAGCAUGACGGCGACGACUGGCACCCUGUGGAGUAUUUCAGCCACAAAGUGCCUCCCAUCAACUCGCUUGAUGAUGCAAGGAAGAAGGAGCUACUCGCGUUCGUCAUGGCUCUCAAGCGAUGCGGCACUUCCUCCUUGGGCGUCGUAGAAGAGUUUGCACUGGAACAGGAUGUUUCACGCAAACUGCUUCCCAAGUGGUUUGGACCUUGGUCUGUGACAGCAGCCGCGGGCGAUGAGCCCGAUGGCCCUUCAUUUGUGAUCAACAUUCCUGAGCAUCUGACGGUCCAUCCGGUCUUCCACGCCUCGAAGCUGGCAACAUACACGCCAGCCAAGAGCGACGACUUUCUGGACCGACGAUCGCAGGACCCUCCUUCUAUGGAUGGCCAUCAGGAAGUUGACCGCGUCAUCUCCGAUCGCAAGUACGGCAGCAAGCCGCGGCAGUACAAAGUCACAUUCAAAGUAUGCGAUCGCAACGACACUCGGUGGAUUUCAGGCGCAGAUUUGAAAGCAUCCGCACCGCUGAUUUACGCGCAUUAUGAAAAGCGCAUGUUAGCUCAGGAAGCUUCACGACCAGCCCCUCCUACCCGAACUGUGGUCCCUCCCUCAGACAGACAGCUUCGCCCUCGCAGGUAAGCUCGGUUCUUCAAGGAGAGGGGGGUGUGGCAUACUGCGUAGCCACACGGGCCCUGCAGGGCCCGUCCCGGACAUUCGGCCUAAAAGCCUAAAACUUAG